GGGUACUUUAAAGAUUAUUGAUUGCUACGUCAUGAUAUGGCGCUUUGGUGUGUUUGUCCGUCCGUUACAUCCGGUCAUCCGUCCGCCGGUAAAUACGUACGAUACCAGGUACUAGGUACCAGGUAACACACGUAUGUAGACACGCGCCCUGCGCGGUAUUGGCUUCUCCACACCCCAGGAUCUAUCAUACCAGGAUGUUGCUCUUUCCUUUGAGGACUCUCCGGGAUAUCGCGCUUGUUUAAAACACCCUAGUCGAGAGGAGGGGAGAAAAAAAAAAGUGGAAAUGCGACGACGCCAAGCUCGUCGGUGAGGCGCAUACGUGAGGCGCAUACGUACUACGCAUGUGCGUACAUGUACAUACAUGAACAUAGUAAAUGGUCUGUUCAACCCGUGUACAUGAUGCGCCAUGCAAAGUACAAGAAACCCACAAUACCACCGAGCGCCAAAUGCGCCAAACAGAACAUGACCAAUGCAGAUGAUCUCCAGCUCCAGCCACGUGGCUGGAAACAAAUCAAGGAGAGAGAGAGGUAUUGUUGAAUGACAUAUGCAGAGAGUUGGUAAGGAAAUAAAAAAGAGGCAGAAAACAUUGCUCUUAAUUGAGGAAAUGCGAAUAGUGACCUGGCACUCUUUGUCGGCAUUUUUCGCAGUCGUCCCGAUAGCCCAUGCUGAAACGGCC
This is a messenger RNA of Bipolaris maydis ATCC 48331, 676 nucleotides long. Lineage: Eukaryota; Fungi; Ascomycota; Dothideomycetes; Pleosporales; Pleosporaceae. The record is from RefSeq and is a predicted model, not a curated record.